AUGAACUUUUCUUUCCUAUUUCUCUUCUUCUCCCUCUUCCUCUUCUGUUUUCAACACCCGAGUUCUGCAACUAGUCUUCACAAAAUGAAGCAUCUCAGGCCACAUCUUCUUGCUCAGCUUGGAUCUUCAACAAAUGACACCUCACCAACUGAGUUCUUCGAGGUAACCAAACCCAUUAAACUCCCUCCAACAAAGCCUUGUUCAUACCAUAUACUUGAACACGAUUUUGGCUUCACGUAUGGAAAAACGCCUGUUUUUGCCAAUUACAGUCCCCCCAAACAUUGCCCUCUCAAGUGUUCCAAGAUUGUUCUCGAGUGGAAGGCGACUUGUAAAGGAACUCAAUUCGAUCGUAUUUUCGGUGUGUGGCUUGGUGGAGUUGAGCUGCUUCGAAGUUGUACGGCGGAGCCUAGGCCUACUGGGAUUGUUUGGACUGUUAAAAAGGACAUUACGAGGUACUAUUCGUUGCUCAUGGAUGAUCAUCUUCUUGCUGUUUAUUUGGGAAAUAUUGUUGAUAAUACUUACACUGGGUUCUACCAUGUUGAUAUUUUCUUUCACUUUUAUCCUGACUUGAAGAGUUUUAGUAGUGAUGAACCAAAAUCUGAUGGAAGUUUAGCAUUUGGGUAUGACUUUCCAGCAGAUGUAAUAUUACCCAUCUCACGAAAUCUUCCAUUGAAUGAUGGGUUGUGGUUUGAAAUUGUGAGUUCCAAUGAUACAGCUAUGAAAGAGUUCAAAAUCCCCCAGAAUGCAUAUAGGGCUGUGUUAGAGGUCUACAUUUCAUAUCAUGAGAGAGAUGAAUUUUGGUACAAUAAUCCUCCAAAUGAGUACAUUGCUGCAAACAACCUUACUGAUACACCUGGAAAUGGACCAUUCAGAGAGGUUUUGGUCACUCUUGAUGAUCAGAUUAUUGGUGGGGUUUGGCCUUUUACUGUGAUUUACACAGGAGGGAUACAGCCCUUAUUGUGGAGACCAAUGACUGGAAUAGGUUCAUUUGAUCUUCCUUCUUACGAUAUUGAAAUCACACCAUUUUUGGGUAUGAUAUUGGAUGGAGAUACCCACUCAUUAGGGUUUAGGGUAACAAAUGCUUUGAAUGUCUGGUUCAUAGAUGCAAAUCUGCACGUUUGGUUGGAUAGAAAGAGCACAAAAACAGAAGGAGAACUUUCUAACCUCAUUGUCAAGCCUCUGGUUGUAUCCUCUGUUUCACGUUAUAAAGGCUUGAAUGGAAAUUUUCAAACUAGUGCGAGGAGAUCAAUUUCAUCAACUGGGUGGGUGAGAUCUUCUUUUGGUAAUAUCACAACCAGUUUAGUUCAAAACUUCACUUUCACGAACUCCCUGGUGUUUGGGAAAAACGGGGGAAUGGAGAGUGUCAGCCAAACAAUCCUUUUCAAUGACACUGUUGAUGCUGAGAUUCCAUAUUUUGCUGUCCAUUUUGUUGAUAAAACUGACAGAAAAUUUUCCCUAUCCUUCUACGUGGAUGAACUGAAUCAAAGAAACGAAACAUUUUCAUAUGUUGCAAAUGUCACAUUGGGAUUUGAAGAGAAUAAUGAUUCUGGAUUCUUAAGCAGCUCUCUCAAGAAUCUGCAGAAUGCUCACAGCAUUGUGGCCGUGAAGAAUGAUACUUUGGUUCAAGCAAUUGGUAGUACACAACAAGUAUACAAGUACAAAAGCCAUGAGUUUUGCUAUUUCCGGAAUGUGAGUAAUUUAGGGUACUCUAUUCUCUAUGAUAAAGUUGCAUACUCAUGCAACCAGAGAAGCAACUCUGAUCUUGGUUCUGUUAUCUUCAAGGAGCCUUUCUCCAAAGACAAGUCUGAACAUGUGUUGAGUAUGUAGUGUGUUUGAUUCGAGCUUUGUAUAGAGGCUUCCGUUGCUACGGCCUCAUUUUCUAUUUCUGUGUUGCAUGGGAGUUACACUGAAUGUUGUGUGCCAAAAAGUGCCCGACGCCACUAGUUUAAUUGUUAACUGUGUAUUGGGAUCCCAAACAAGUUAAAUUAAUGUUAUGAAACAA
Messenger RNA from Neltuma alba, 2002 nucleotides. RefSeq names its product peptide-N4-(N-acetyl-beta-glucosaminyl)asparagine amidase A-like. The record is from RefSeq and is a predicted model, not a curated record. Bases 1 to 1827 code for a protein of 608 amino acids. NCBI's taxonomy places the organism in Eukaryota, Viridiplantae, Streptophyta, Magnoliopsida, Fabales, Fabaceae. The transcript has a single exon.